GCAUUUUGAUGCUGUAGUACCUAUGUCGACAAUUCCGACUUCUUAGGUUUCCAGAGCUUCCAAAUCAUGUUUCGUACAAUCGUGUUGAUUGUUUGAUAUGUCGCUUUUAGGCAAUUAGUGUUACAUUCUUCGCAGAGCCAGUGCAAACUGAUACAUUGCUUUCCCAUCAUCAUCAUUUUCUCUGGCAAACACCAUUUGGGUUGAUUUAAGCACGUCGACUGUUGAAAGAAGAAUUGAUUUAGUGAUUCAAGCCGAACUUUUCAGGGAUUCAUAGCUGGUAUCGCUUAUUGGAAUGUAUAUUCGCAACUAGGUUAGGGGUGCACCAGAACGACGGAGGAGAGAAUGCUAUCAAGUCUCUACAUACCCAAAACGAUCAUGAGACUUCGAAUACCACGUCAAGUCCGAUAUAAAGACUUCAAUCUCAAGGCUCUAAUUCUGCUUUGCAUACUUGGCAUAUUUUGGACAUGUAAAUCGACAUCAUUUCUCGACCACGUGGGUUUUGAAUCGACUCUAAAACCGAUCACGGAAUAUGGAAUCCAGAAAAAUUCUCUUGUCGCUCGUCAUUUCAUCAAAGUACCUGUUUCUGAAGAUGAUUUUGGUGAGAUGGGAAGAAGAAUUCAGAUACUCACAGGAUGGUUAACUCAAAUCGGCAUGGAGAGUAACCUAAUCGCCACCAAGCCAUUUUUGGAGUACGAAGCACUAGUAGACAAGACUGUCACCUCUCUUUUCCCUUUCAUACAGAAAAGGACUGAAUUGCCGAACCGAAAUCCCACCACCUUCGUCAAUCUCAGGAAAUCAUUCGUGCCCGGCUCCCGCGGCAUCGUAAUACCUACAGGCAUAAAAACAUUCCGCUACACAUGCCAUCUUAUCCUCAACCUCCGUCUCAUCCUCAAAUCAACAUUGCCUAUACAGAUAGUCUAUGCCGGCAAUUCGGAUCUCCCACCUCAAUAUCGCUCCGCUCUUCUAUCUCUCUUUUCCACUCACUAUAUUGGAGCAAUCGAAUUCUUGGAUUUAACAAAGAUCUUGGAUGACACAACGCUGCAGUUAUCGGAUGGAAUGAGCAAAUGGGCCAUCAAACCGUUUGCACUCUUAGCCUCAACCUUCGAACAGGUAAUUUUGGUCGACUCUGACGCUAUUUUUCUCCAGCCCCCAGAAACUAUUUUGGAUACGCAUGCUGCAUAUGCGAAAUCAGGGACUUUGUUCUUUCAUGAUAGACUGGUUGGGAAGAAUUCUUAUAGAUAUCGUCAUGAAUUUUGGCGUUGGCAAAUGAAAGAUCACACCCCCAGCCGUACAUUUCGCAAAUCUCGAGUGAUGAAUGAGAAUUUUGGACAGGAGCAGGAUUCCGGCGUGGUAGUAUUGGAUAAAGGGAGAUUGGGGGUUCUUAUGGGAUUACUGCAUGCGUGUUGGCAGAAUACAUAUGUAGUGAGGGAAUUGAUUACGUAUCGGAAUACGCAUGGGGAUAAGGAAGCUUAUUGGCUGGGUAUGGAGUUGAGUGGAGUGGAAUAUACUUUCGCUGAGAAUUAUGGGGGUAUUAUUGGGGGGCAAGUAUGGAAUGUGACGGAUGGUAUAAGAAGGGAGGAUAUUUGCGGGAGUGCUAUUGCACAUGUGGAUGAGAAGGGUGACUUGUUGUGGUUUAAUGGGGGGUUGGUGCGGAAAAAGAGUGAUAAUGAGGGGAAGAUGACUUUUAUGGAAGUAAACGGACAUAUGAGAUGGUCGUUGAAUGGCCAUUGGAGGUGGAAUCGAGAUGGGAAUAAAUGGGAUGCGGCGUGUAUGGAUGGUGGAGCGAUCAGGGCUUUGAGUGUAGGCGUCAAGGAGAUUAUCGCAGGAAGUGUAGAGGAAGCGAGGGGUGUAGAUGAUAGAUUUGCGGAGUUGAUGGGGUUGCUGGAACCUAAAGUGGUGCACAAAGAGGGAAAACAUCAGACUUCCGUGGGUGGAGUUGGAGUUGGGGCUGGAUUUGAAAGAGCAGAUGACUACAACGUUUAAGACACCAAAUUCUAGCAUCUCACAUCGCAGCACUUCAAAUGACAUUGUAUACUGAGUACGCGCUGCAUGGGUAGUAUUGAGAUCAUAUACAACGGCUAAGUGAAAGUAGGAUCCCCGGAUCUCUCAUGUGGGCUCUUUGAAUUUGCAAACGAAAGA
Botrytis cinerea B05.10 is the source of this 2139-nucleotide messenger RNA. RefSeq lists its product as hypothetical. Gene Ontology annotation, cellular component: Golgi apparatus. The transcript has 3 exons. Lineage: Eukaryota; Fungi; Ascomycota; Leotiomycetes; Helotiales; Sclerotiniaceae. The record is from RefSeq and is a predicted model, not a curated record. The coding region runs from base 343 to 1983 and encodes 546 amino acids. Gene Ontology annotation, biological process: protein O-linked glycosylation. Gene Ontology annotation, molecular function: alpha-1,3-mannosyltransferase activity.